This is a messenger RNA of Musca domestica (house fly), 11621 nucleotides long. RefSeq names its product pericentrin. NCBI's taxonomy places the organism in Eukaryota, Metazoa, Arthropoda, Insecta, Diptera, Muscidae. The coding region runs from base 878 to 10816 and encodes 3312 amino acids. Gene Ontology annotation, biological process: signal transduction. The transcript is spliced from 16 exons. The record is from RefSeq and is a predicted model, not a curated record. Gene Ontology annotation, molecular function: molecular adaptor activity.
CUUGCUCGCUCGUUGAUUUUGUUCUCUCCUAAAUGAUCAGUGCCAAACCGUUUGCAUUGGGAAGCUUCUUUCAAUAAAUGAUAGGUUACCGCUGCUCCCAACCAAAUUCUCCUUUGGUGUGUCUUGUCUUCCACAAUGAGCUGCCUUGGAUAUGCCACCGGCCAUGCCGCACCGCUAAAUCAGUUUCAUGCCAUUCGUUUGCUCGUACGUUGCUGCCUCUGCCACUAGCCUGCCACUCUUGAUGGGGGUUUGUUAUCGCCGAAUAGAAAGUGAAACGUUUAGUUUUCCAUGCAACGUCGUCGUGUUGUAGCCUGUGUUGAAUUUUUGUGAUAGAUACCACGCGUCUGUGGCGGCGGCACACCAUAGGAAAAAAGGCGCGAUAUUUGUAAUGUUCGAUAAUCAAGAGCAUUUUGUAUCUGUGUUUUUUGAACAGAAAUACAAAUAGAAUAAAUUAAAAAUUAAAAAAAAAAAUUGGAAAAAUGUGAUGUGCGUAAUUUUAUAGAAAUGUGUGCAAGGCAAUUGAAAAUGCAUUGAAUUUUGAAUUUGAUUAAACUCGAAGAAAAAAGUUUUGUGCGGUCCUUUGGCUAAAUAGAGGUUUUAAGAAAUUAAAAAUUGGAAACAAGUUAAAACUUUACGAAUUACAAGGAUACCAAAAUAUCAAUAAUAUGAAAAUAUAAAAAAAUAUUAAGCUCUAAAUAAAAAAUAAUAUAUUAAGAAAAAUAAAAGAAAUUAAACUGACCUAACCCACCUUGGAAUGCAUAGAAUUUAAAAAACAUAUGUUAAAUUUCAAUAGAACAAAUAUCUUCUUGCAGUAUUUUUAAAUCCCAUUAUAAUUGCAUCUCUACUUUGUAAAAUGCUAUAAAUAUUGGCCAACAAAAUGCCCAAAAUUCAUAUCACUUCGUUGUUGCGUCCACGUGCAACCUACAAGACAUCCACACCGAUUACAACAGCAACAACCACAACAAUACAUCCCUAUUUAAAUGUAACCAAUAGUCAAGAUACCAAUUCAGAUAUUGUGGUGUAUGCAGCCAAACCAGCAACAGAGAGCGAUAUUGGAGAAUCGAAGCAGCCACCUUCACCACAUCGAGUGUUUGAUGAAACAACAACAACACCAACAACAAUAAAUAAUAUUGAAUUUAUACCAACACUCGAAUUUAUCAGCCAUACUCCGCGAACCUUAUCGUGUGAACACUUGCAACAAUGUCUACCCGGUUGCUGUGCAACACAUCAUGAACGAACACCUCCCGGUAUCGUGUUGCAGCAACAUGAAUCGGCAACAGAAUCACGUCUAACGUUUACCAUUGAAAAGACAACAGACCGAGAAAGUGAAUCGCCAGAACCACAAAAAGAACCGCAACAACAACAUCAAGUAGUCUGCGACUCCCCAUCCUCCUCAGUGGAUACCAUUGAACUUUUACAGCAGCAGGAGGUGCCACCGUUGAGUUUAACAGACACAGCUUCGCUAUCAACAUAUUUCGAUGAGCCAACCAGCUCCAUUACAAUUGAUAUAAUGGAGGGCUCUCAAAAGACGACAACAACAUCAGCGACGACGGCCAGUGAAAGACCAACAACCACAGCGACAACGUCGUCAGCUGCCAUUAGCAGAACCAAUAACACAACAAACACAAGCCAGAGUAAUGUGCCACAACAAAGUUCCACAAAUAUCCUCUCUAGUCUAAGUGAUGAGCCAAGCGAUGAAAUUGAAGAAGAAAUCGAGGAAGCUCUAGAAGUUAGCGAUGAGCAGGUGGAAUCCUUAGAUUCCCUACCAGGUCCAAGUAAAAAACAAUCACUGAAUUUAAAAUCUGACCAAAUGUUUGGCAUUGAUCUAUCGGAUCUGUCAAGUGUUGGCGAUUCGGAAAAGUUACCACUCACUCCCAGUGGAAAGAGUAAAAAGAAUUCCAUUGAUGGUGAUGAUCAGUUCAAAAUAGACGACGACCAGUUAUCGGGAGGUAAAUUAGCCCAACAUUUCGUUUUGGAAGACAGCGAAGAGUUGUCGGUGAGUUUACCCAAAGAUAAACAUGAAAUCCAAUCAGUGCCACAAUCGGAAGAAAGUCUCAGUCUGGGACUGGAAGAUAAUAACCAAGCGGAACAAAGUUUAAGCAAUCAAAGUACCUCCCAUGAUGUGUCUGAACUACACGAGGAACCUAUCGAAGAGCCUGAUUCGUUGUUGUCUGAAGGAGAUUAUCCGCUAUCGCUGCCUGAGGGAGCCGUCGGCGGCGACAGUAAUAAAGACAUUUCCAAAAGUAUCCCUAAAUCAGAAACGCUACAGAGCAUAGCAAGUGAUCAAGAAAAGCUGGAGAGACUGGAAAAAGAAAAACUUAUGUCUAAGGCCAAUGUUUCUCUGGAACAACCGGAAAGCAUUAAAACUUCAUCAAAGGUCUCGGAAACUUCGAGACAUAUUGCAAGUCCUGCCCCAUCUGAAGCGCCACAAAAGGUUUUGCUCAAGCCAUUGGCUAGAGUUCCAGCCACAAAAGCAUCGCUGCCAGAAUUGUUUGAAAAUCCCGACAUAAAACCUUUAUCAGGGUCUUCCUCGAAUUACAGUGAAAAAGAUCAAUCAAUGGAAGAGCUAAUGACUUCAAAUCCCUCAGUGGAAAUCACCCUGGAUGAUCAUGAAAUCAGCUCACUGAAUCCCAGUUAUAUUGCCAAUAAUGAAACCCUGAUCAAUGAUUUGUUGAUGGAAACUACGCCAGAUAAAAAUUACAUGGCGAAUAAAGAAAAUAAAGAUCCCAAAGAGGAAACAUUAGCAAUGCAAGGUGCAGAGGCAUUGCCAGUGAUAGGGAAAAUUAAACCUCUAGGAAGCCUUCAACUACCCGGACUUGAAGCUACAAAGUCUUUAGAGAAAGAAGAAUCCAAAUUACCAGAUUCGAGUUUAAAAAGUCUGAAAUAUGCCACAGAAGAUUUCGUUAAGCCAGCAGAUUUUCAAGAAGUUCAAAGUUGUGGAGUUGUUGUGGUAGAGCCAUCUCCUCCCAUUGAAAUUGUUACCGAUCUGGAUGACAGUUUACCCGAUAAUCCCGAAAAGCCAUUGACCUCAACGAAAAUUGAUGAAGACUUAGAUCAAACCUUAAGUAGUAAUUCCAGAAUAAUGAAACCUGACAGUGUGGGACCCAAAAUUGGCAGUUCCACUAUGGAUUCCACCGAAGAAGAUGAUGAUGAAGAGGAAACCGAUUUAAAAUUAAUGAAAUGUCGCAUCAUGGCUAUGCGAGAGAAUAUUUUAUCUUCGGCAGAAACCUCCACAUCACCCACUGCUGUCAGCGUCGAAGCAAAUAAUCAACAACCUAAACCCAUGGAGCGUGUAUCUUUGGUAGAAUUUGCCAAGGAUGUGUUAGAGGAUAUUACCGAGGAGAGUGAACGUAAUUCUUUGUCCACCCAGGAUGAACAACAAUCCUUAGCCGCUUUGGCAUCCAAAUUGGAAGCUCAGGCUAAACAAAACGAAAUGGAAUUAAACUCCAAUGAGGCCACAUCGACCAGUACAUCUGCUGUUAGCCUUAAUAUGAUACAAAUGCUGGAACAGAAGGUGGGUGAGCUGCAACAAAUGUUGGCCACCAAAGAUGCUUGUUUGGCAUCGCUAAAUAUGCAACUGGAAAAUAUUACCAGGCGUGAAUCCAGUGAACAAUUGGGUUCGGUGUCGGGUAGAGAGACUAGCUCAUUGGCCACAAACUCGACUGAAUAUCGCACACUCCAAGAAGAUUUUGGACAACAGACCAUGGACAUCUAUGUGGAAUUGACCAAACGUGAUGAAUUAAUUGCCAAACUUACAGAUUCCCUACAACAAUCCCUGACCAUACGGGAAAAUCUUCAAGCGGAAAGUGAAAAAUUAGCCACCGAAGUUCAGUUGUUACGCAAACAACUUACCGAUGCCAUGGAUACGCUUAAACGUCCCUCUUGGCCACGAGCCGAUCAGGAGAGCAACUUUGGCCAACGUAUAUCGGAAAUUUCCAUGGACCUUGUCAGUGAAAGUGAUGAUGAUUUUGAACGUCAUUAUUUUACCGAUAAUGAGGAGAAGUUUUCCCGCAAUUCCCGUGAACGUCAACUCUCGAUGCCACGGCAAUUCGACUAUAUGCCCCAUGAGCCUGAAAUUAUAUCAACUCCUUUUAGUAAACAAAUUGAACAAUUCCAAAAAUAUCUUACGCCAAGUGAAGUGCGUCUCUUCUUUAUGGUUCAAAAGAAAUUCGACGAUUAUUUGUGCCAAGAACUGGAAAAGUCCAAAAUGAAAAGUGAACAGGAGCUAAAAAUUGUCAUGGACCAAUGGGAAACUGAGAAGCGAGAAAAAGAUGAGGAAAUUCAACGAUUGUUAACGCAGCGGCAAGAACGAGAAUUAAAACAUAAUCAAGAAAUGGAAGAUCUAAGGAAAUACUUUGAGGCCAAAUGUGCUGAAUUGGAGAAACACAUGCCAACCGAUAAAAAAGGAAAAGCGAAAUUCUCUGAUGAUGUUUUUUCACAAAAAUCCCAAAGACAAGGUUUAUCCUCGCCGGAAUCGUCCGAUCAGGAACAAUUAUCCCUGGACUAUAAAUCUCCAUCUCUGCCACGUUCCAAAGAAACCUCACCGCGUAAACGUUAUAGAGCUGAAUUGUUACUAAGUCCCUCACAUCGUCAAAUGACACCCGGCAGUGACAGUGUCAAUGAAGAAGCAACAGCAAAUGAAGGAUCACAGUUGGCUUUGGAAAUAACAGAAUUGAAAACAUUUUAUCAAAAUAAAAUCCAUGAAAUUCAACGUUCCCAAGAGGAUAACAUCAAGAAAUUAAGUGAUCGUUUAAAAUAUUAUGAAUCGCGUUAUCCGGAAGAUGAAUUUAUGGCCUCCCAUAAAAAUUCCACACUCAACUCGACUCAAGAAAGUUCUGUCAAUACCGAAGAUAUGACACUUUUGACGGUGCGUAAGGCCAAUGAAACCCGGGAGCAGGACUUAAGUCCUGAAGGUCCUGAACAAAAUAACACAACUUUGACAGAGGCCAAUGCCGGUGAUUUACAUGCUUCAUCAUCAUCAUCGCCCAGAGCACAAAAUAAUAAUAACAACAAUACUUCAUUGAUCAUCAUCGAUACGGAUGAAUUGACAACGAACAAUGAAACUCAAAUCAUUCAAAAGAUUAUCGAUGAAUAUGAACGUCGUUUACAGGAACAAGUGGCAUUGGCUCGUGAAGACAUUGUCCAUGAGCUGGAACAGCAAAUACAGACCUUAUUAUCAGAAACAACAACGGAUGAUCAACAUUGGCCAAAGGAAUUGAUUUUAUUGCGUGAGAAAUUUACAGCUAAAAGUCAAUUAGAAAUUGCCCAAUUGCAAAUUAAACAUGCUGAAGAGAUGUCGCGCCUAAAAUUAGACUAUGAAAAACAAUUAAAUCGCAAGAACAAACGUCACUCAACGUUUGAUUCUAUUCGCGAUUUUGAUAAGCUUCUGAGUGAACGUGAUAAUUUGCGUGAGCUAUCCAAUGCCUUCCGUCAGGUUUUGGCUGAGCUUCUGAAAUGCCUGGCAAACUGUGAAAAUGAAUUAACCGAAACCCUAAUGGAUGAAGUGCAGCGUCUUUUGACAUGUAAUCGUACGCUGGAAGAACAUAAUCUGGAAGAUUUUACCCUAAAUACUACGCUGCUAAAUGAAACCCUAAAUACAACCCGCAUGCGUCUCAUACCCGAUGUUCAUAAUUUAAUGGAAGUUGUGGAGGAUCCAAGUCUCAUUGAAUACAUCACCCAAAAGAAUAAUGAUGUAUCGGAAGAUUUCGAUUUGAAAGAUUGUCUGGAAUGUUUACGUUCCGAGGCCUCUUAUCUGCUGCAUCUCUCGGAGGAUUUGGUUAAGAAACACAAUGAAAGUAGCGGACGCAAAGAUUCCUAUUCAAGUGAAAGGGAGAAAAACGACAGCGAACAGGAAGAUGGCUUGAAGUUGCAACAAAAUCGUAGAUUUAUUCGCGGCAACUCCUUGAAUGAACAACAAUUGUCUACGCAUCGUUCCUCGUUGAUUGGGCAGACGCAAAAUCUGAUUUCUCUGCCUCCCGAUCUAAGUCGUUUGUAUUUGGAUAAUACUUCCAACUCCACCGCGGGAGGUGUCAAUGCUGCCGAGCUACAUUUCCAAUUGACGGAAUUGAAAAAUCGUCUAAUUAAAUCGGAAAAUGAUCGCCUGAUGCUGCAGCAAGAACUUGAUCACACCAUAUCAAGGAACUCAGAUUUGGGUCAAGAGUUGCAACACUUAAGAGAUCAAUUGUCGCAACUCUCUUCCAUCAACAAUGUGGAAUAUAAUGAAGGCUAUGGUUUGGGUUCGUCGUUGGUCAAAUCACCUCAGAGGCUCUCGGGUUCUGACCACUCUUCUUCCGGCUUUGCCCAGUUACAGGAAAAAGCACGGAACAUCCUUUCGACCCCAACGCAAAAGCAAACAAACAACGAUUCUACAUCUCAGCUAUUGCAAAUGAUUGAAGAUUUUUGCCGUGAAGGCGAUAAAGUUGUGGAAUGCAGUAAAAAAGAUCGUGAAGAUUUGCAAUCACAGAUUGAUACUGCAGACAAACAAUUGAAGGCAACGCGACAAUUCCUCGAGGAGCAAGCCAUCGAACGUGAACAAGAACGGGAUGAGUUCUUAAAGGAAAUCGAAAACUUAAAAGCUCAACUGAGGGACAAGGAAAAGGAACGCUCAUCCUAUGCCAAUGCCUCUGAGGAGGUGGAACAUUUAGAAUCUCAAAUCCGUGAUUUGACCCAACAACUGCAAGACUCGAAUGCCAAACGUGAUAAAUUUGAAGUGGAACUUAAAGCCUCAAUUGAUAAAAUAUUUGUUUUGCGUGAAAUAAUAUCGGAUCUGGAGACCCAGGUGGAGACAAAGGCCCUCAAUGAGCAUGUCAUGGGUGAAAAGGUUAAGCAACUUGAAGACUACAUUAAUUCCCAAUCCCGCUCCAAUGAUGCCCUGCAAAUGGAAGUCCAGUCGCUGAAAGGAGAAAUCGAACAUGGCUAUCAAAUGCGCAUAAAUCAGCUGGAAGAAAAACUUCAAAAUAUUAGACCCACCGCAGAGCAGAGUUUGAUUAUGGAUCAAGUUGUGGAACAAUUACGUGACAUUGAAAACACCUUGGAACAGAAAACAAAAGUCCUUGAGUCACUGCAUCAAUCGAAUGCCAGUAGUGUGACUAGCUUAAAUUGCCCAGAAGAUAUUUCGGCUAGGGGAGUUGGUCCAACAUCGUUGCCAACCAACAUGGAAACACCCAACCAGGGUUCACCCAUUCAUCCGUCACCGCGUCAACAUUCGUGGACAAUGGAGGGUGUGCAACGUGUCGUCGACAAGUUGUCGAAACAUUCUCGUGUCGAAGAGGCUGCCGUUAAGCGUAUACGCGAUCUGGAAAUGCAGGUCAAUCAAAUGCGUACAACUUGUGUGGAACUUCAGGUUGAACGGGAAUCGCUGCAAGAGCGCAUGUCCGAGCAAACACAGCGUAUCUCAGCCUUGCAAUCACGUCUCGAAGAACAACGACAGCGGGCCGAAGAGCUACAAAGGGCCAAUACCUCUGAUCUAAAUAUUCGCAUACAUGAUCUGCAAAAUGAACUGCAAACGGUGCAGGAAACUCUCUCGAAUCGUGACAAACAAAUUGCCACCAUGAAGCAGCAAUUGGAGAAGAGUAAAAUGGUCAUAGAUCGCUUGGAAGCUGAACUAGCGGUGGAACAUCAACCAGAUCGUAGUGCCAUAGAACGGCUGGAAAAUGAACUCAAGCAGAAGCAGGUGGAAAAUCAAAAGCUUAAGGAUAAAAUAAAAAAUGAAAUGAUUAACAAACUGGCAUUGCCAGAUCUUAUGGAGACCAUGUUGGCCGAUAAGAAUGAAGAAAUCGACCACUUAAAGGAACAGCUGGAAACUAAAGAAAAGGAACUGCAAAAUGUAUUGGACUCCACACAGGCUUCUUCCUCGCUGGGUUUGCUGGGCAAGAAACCGGAAGAGGUUGGUGGUUCGAAACUAAGUGCACGGACCCUAAGUGACAUUGUAUCCAUAUCAGAAUUUGAUGAACCGGAUGUUGUUAGACGGGCAGUAGGGGCCAAUACCAGUUCUCCUCUGCUCUUGCCUGAGGGCAGCGGGGGCUUCUUGCAACACACCAUGGAUACCACCAAGGGUGCCGUGGCCAAUCUCACCCACAAACGCACUGAAGACCUAACCGGUUUUGCCACUCUACAUCAGGUCAAUACCUUUGAUCAUCCUCACUACUUCCAAGAUCCCAAUAUUUUGUUGGGCUCUGCCCAAUCGGCGGCCUCAAAUACACCCACAUUAGUGCCAAGACAAAUAAAUUUCUCAGAAUUCGCCGAAGAUUCAAAACUUAAGACGCCCAGCAACUAUCAAAGUCCACGCCAAGUGGAGGAACAACGAAAAGCUAUGGAAGAAGAUAAGGCCACCAUAGAAGCUUUGGGCAAACAAAUCGUGGAAUUGCAGCAACAAAUUGAAAAACUACAAAAAGAGAAAGAGAAGGACUCGGAAGACUUGGUCUCCUCACAACUUCGCCUGAAUGGCUUGCAGGAUGAACUGCAAAGCUGCCAACGCCAACUUGAAGAAUUCAAACAAAAUUCAGAGAAAAUCCAACGAUUGGAACAGGAGCUCACCAAUAAAGCAUUGGAAAUUGAGCAGCUGCAAAGGGAUCAAGAAAGAUGGCAAAAGGAACGUUCCGAUUUGCUGAGCAAACAUGAGAAAAACAUGAAAAAUCUGCAAGAAAGUGAAGAGGUAUUCAAGCGUCGCGUCCACGAAUUGGAACAGACAAUUUUGAAAAACACCGAAAAAGAGGUGGAAGAAAGGGAAAGUCUACGCAAAGAGCUGAGAGCCAUAAGCGAAGCCCAUGAGCAAUGUAAAUACACUGCCAAGGAUAAUGAGAAUCGUAAGAAGGAAAUUGAGAAUUUCAAUUUGGAAAUAAAAGCCAAAGACGAACGCCUCCUCACACUCUCCACCAAACUUUCCAUUGCCGAAGAUAAAAUUGCCGAUCUUCAGAGGCAAAUUGUCAACUUGGAAAGGGAAGUGGAGAAGUGGAAGCAGCAAAGCAGUGAUAAUAGCUCUCGACAAUUCUCCGUCGAUGAAAUUGCCCAACAGGUUGAGAAGGAGCUGAACUAUUCUGCCCAAUUGGAUUCGAAUAUUUUGAAAGCCAUCGAAAGCGAAGAAGAAAACAAUCUGGAUCGUUCGCAUGUGGACAAAAAUGUGGUCAUCGAGGCACCUGGCACCACAGAUGAUGAAAAUUUCACCGGAGAACGGGAUCUGCUCAAUCAGUUGGAAGCGUUGCGGGCACAAAUUGCCGUAGAAAGAGAUCAUGCCGAAGAGUUGCGUCGAGAACUCAUGGAUGAGAAACAACAUUCCCAGGAAGUGCAAGAGCAAGAUGUCCUCAUCAUUGAAGCCAUGCGUAAACGUUUGGAAUCUGCAUUGGCCCAAGAGGAUGAACUGCACAAACAUUUGGAUAUUGAGCGGGAACGUUGUGAACUGCUUCAGACCCAGUUGACCACUCUACAGAGAACCGAUAGCCGACGAAAUUCUUCUCUACUAAAAUCUCCCACAGAAUCGCCACGCAAAUCGCCAAGAUCUUUAACUGAUUUCGAAUCGGAAUUGGCUGAACGUUUAAAGAGUGAAAUUAAACUACUUACCGCCCAAAAUGAGAGGGAACGUGAGAGAUCGGCCGAUUUGCAAAGAAACUGUGAACGUGAGCGCUCUCGUUACGAAAAGGAAUUGUCGGAACGCAUUGAAUAUUGCGACAAACUCAAAAGGGAAAUGGAUAAGAUGGCCCGAGACAAGGAAAACGCAGAACUGGAAAUUGAUCACCUGCAGGAAAGGCUGACCCUACAGACACAGGAAAUUGAAAGCCUCGAAGCACGUAUUGGUAGUCUACAAGCAGCCGAAACCAGACGUUUUACCCGCAAGAAGCAGCAACAAAAAGAAAAUGCACAACUCAUGGCCGAAAUGAAGGAACUAAAGAGUCAACUUGCUCUGAUGGAAAUGGAAAAGGAGACACUUAACAAAACGAUUAUUCAACUACGUUAUGACUUGGAACGAUCUGCCCAACGCGAAAAUAAAUUAGCCGAGGCCUUGGCCAAUGCAAAUUCCCAACUGGCAGCCCGAGAGGGAACCACCUCUGUGCCCGAACAAUUCCUACAAAAAAUGAAAGAAAUUAACACCCUGCUUGCCGAGAAUACCCAAGAGAAUAAACAAAUGGCUGAAACGGUUCAAUAUCUGGUCGAAGAACGGCGUCAGCUGCAACGAAAAUGUGAAGAGCUGGAGUUGCAAUUGGGUGGCAGUGCCAAUGUUUCAGAACUCGAGGAGCGUUGCAAUCAUUUGUUGGGUCGCUACUUACGUGUCGAAUCGCAUCGCAAGGCCUUGGUUUAUCAGAAGCGUUAUUUGAAAAUAUCCCUGCAAAACUAUCAGGACAGUGAGCAGAAGGCACUGGCAGCCUUUAAUGGUGGUCAGGCGCUGCAGCAGGCGAAACCUAAAAAGAAAUUAUUCAAGACUGUUGCCCUGGCCAUUAUUGCCAUACAACGCAUGAAAUACAUUGGUCGCAUUUGGCAUACUGGAAAACGGAUUGUUUCAAAGUCGGUGUUUACCAUCACACAACAGAAACGUUCUCAAGCGCCAACCAUAAGCAGCCCCAUCAUUACCUCCUCCUCGAAUGGCCAACAACAGCAGCAGCAGCAACAACAAGCAACACAAUUCAACAAUGGACGUCUUUCACCACAUGUCGGCAGCUAUGCAUCCCAGAAAAUUCUGGAUAGACCUUUGGCUCCGCUAAAGACACCAACCUUACUGAAUGGUGGAAAUCGAACUCCACUCUCAGCUGGCUCUACAGCAUCUGUGGGAGCAGCAACAGCAUUUGAAUGGCCUAAAGUAACAAAUAAUAAAUCGAAGAAACUUUAAAAUGAUUUCGGAAAACAUACUACAGAAUAAUGCUCAACAAAUAACCAAAAUUCAAGCCAUAUUUUUUUUUAAAACAGAACAAACAAAAUUUAGGAAUUUAAGAUUUCAUUGUUAAGUUUUAGAGUUUAAGAAAAUAGCACAUCCCUCCCUAAAUGUAAUGUUUCCAUUUCCUAUUUAUUAAGUAUCAGUUUCGUUGCAGCGACUUCAGCAAAGUACAAUUUUAGAAGUCAUUUUGUAAUUGAGUCUGUAUGCGUCAAUCUAUGUGGGUUUGAGACCCACCACCCUUAUUGUAACUAAUCAUAUCGUAUCCUAUAUUAUGUUUUUUAUCUUGUAUUCUAAUUUUGUAUAUGUCUGUGUAUUCCUCGAAUAUUGCUUUAUAAAAGUUUUUCCUUCUCUCUAUUGUUUAAUUCUAAAGGUCCAGUAUUUUUGUUUUGGUACAACUUAUGCUAGCUGUUAGGAAUUAAACACUAACACACCUACAUAUAUGUAAUUUGUGAAUUUAUAUGACCCAAUUUUUUUAAGUAAAAAGUUUAGAAGUAGAUUUAAGUUAUUAUUUAAUCUGUCACUGGCCUCCUCCUCCUGCCCCAUUUAUUGCAACUACCCCAAACUGACCUGUGUUUUUAUUCCUUCAUCCCUCUAUUGUGUAACAUUUUAGUUGUAGUCCCUAAAUUUUAGUUUUUCUCGUUUCUAAGUCUAAUUUUAAACCUUUUUUACUUGUUUAUUUUUAAUUUAUAUUUAUUUAAGUCAUCCCUAAAUUAAAAAUGAAAUACAACCUUUUUUAUAAUAAACUUAUUUUCAAAAUUAA